AUGGACUAUACAAAAUUUGACGAUGAUUUGAUGAGUAACGGAUACGGCAAUGAGGAUUGUUUGGACAUGGCCGAGCUGGAUCGUUGGAACGACUUUCGCUGCGACGUGCCGGAAAAUAUUGUGUGCCAGAAGAAGGCGAUCCGCUUCGACGAUCUGACCGACUACAAUCGGGCGGAGGUCGUCUGCAAGGAACUUGGCGCCGAGCUGCCGAACAUCCAUUCGGAGGCUGAGAAUGCGGCAAUACAUGCUCUCGAUGUUCCGAACCAGCGGCUACGACUUGGCGCAACGAGGUUCGGAAGUGGCAAAUAUGACUUCAAAUGGUCUAACGGUUCCCCGAUGGAUUUCACAAAGUUCGACGACGCCUCUAUGGGCAACUCGUAUGGCUAUGAAAAUUGUCUGGACAUGGCCGAAGUAGAUCGUUGGAACGACGUCCGUUGCGACAUGCCGGAAAUUAUUGUAUGCCAGAAAAAGGGAAGCCAUAUCUCAACCGGGAAA
This is a messenger RNA of Mesorhabditis spiculigera, 495 nucleotides long. Lineage: Eukaryota; Metazoa; Nematoda; Chromadorea; Rhabditida; Rhabditidae. The record is from the annotation of a GenBank genome assembly.